AUGCCUCCGGUCUCCCUUGUCAGUGCUUCUCUUGCUGCUGCAGCUCUCGAGAGCGUGCUCUACGGCGUAUUUCUGAUCCUUGCCCUCUCUUCCAUGUACUUCCAUAUCUCUCGGGUGAAUUUGACUCAUGAGGGCAUGAACCAUAGCAUCUCAAUGUUCCUCAGUCCUAUAUUUGUGGGCUCCGUGGCCAUCACUGUCACAGUAACUGGACACUGGAUAACAGUUGUGAUACGGCUUUUUGACGCAUUUGUAUAUUAUGAAGGCGGAGCAGCCCCAUCAACAUACUAUUCCAUGUUACCCAUCUCCACUGCAGUUGCCAAGGCAUCAUUCCUUGCAGUCACUCUUAUUGAGUGUGAUAUCAUGCUGGUCUAUCGUCUAUGGACAGUAUGGAAUCAUAGCUAUGUUAUAGCCUUCAUACCAAUGUGUACUAUUUUGGGACAAUUUACAUUGCCUACAGCAAUCUAUCAUCAGACACACAUCCCAGCCAGUGGUCUGGAUGGUGUAUUUGCCAGUGUCAUGAGCCAUUGGAUCACUUCUGGCAAUGUUUUCACUUUUGAACAUGGAGCAUGUGGGAUUGAACUGAAUAUACCUGUCUUUUUCCAGAGUGUUCUUGUCACUGUAGUGGAAAGUGCCAUGCUCUUUAUGUGUUAUACCAUUUUCUUCUUGGUAUCAUACACAACAAGAAGCAAUUUACAGUAUUUCUGCAUAGACACUAUAUGCCCUGUUGCUGGCAUAGCAUUUAUGCUCAUUAAUGCCCGUGUUGGCUUAGGAUGGGCACAGAGAGCCAUUGUUUCUCACCAUGGCACUGUGGCCCAUACUAUUGGGCAGUCCUUUGCUAUGAACCUAGUCACAGUUGAUAGCACUACUAGUACUCAUAGGCAUGGUGGAGAUGUUUUGGAGCAGUCCCAAGUCAAGACAGAUUAUGGACAUGAUGCAUAG
Molecule: messenger RNA, 939 nt
Organism: Fomitopsis serialis
Lineage: Eukaryota; Fungi; Basidiomycota; Agaricomycetes; Polyporales; Fomitopsidaceae
Exons: 6
Coding region: 1-939 (312 amino acids)
Source: RefSeq, a predicted model, not a curated record